This is a messenger RNA of Misgurnus anguillicaudatus (oriental weatherfish), 759 nucleotides long. RefSeq lists its product as uncharacterized. NCBI's taxonomy places the organism in Eukaryota, Metazoa, Chordata, Actinopteri, Cypriniformes, Cobitidae. The record is from RefSeq and is a predicted model, not a curated record.
AUACAGAAUAGAGAAAGUGAACUACAGGAUCCAUGGUGAUGUAGAGAGGGAGGUGAGGUAGAAGAUGAGGUUGGGUUUUUGGUGAGGGAGGUACUACAUACUGUGAGUUUCGGACAGUCUGUUGGUGUACGCAGUAAUAAUGGGUCCUCAACUACAUUUUAGCAGCACCUACUCAGAAGAGUUCAAUUACCCAGCUCAGGUCAAACCCACCUGGCCCAGACCGUCUUCUGCGUAUCGCAGGAACAACCCUCACCCACGCCCGGACUUCCUGAUGCCAAGGCUGCUGCAGACGGGAUACGGAUCACGAAAGCACUUUCAGACCACAUCUCCUUCUACCUCCUUUUUACCUCCAGUCAGACACAUAUCGGUCCAGUUUCCAGAUGCUGGAGAGUUUAUGCAGGGCCCCCAGAGAGACUCAAAGGCACGUGUUUCCUCUGCAGUGUGUACACUGCCACCUGCCGGCUGGCUUCUGAAACCACGAACCCACAUAAACACCCGAGGAGUAGGACACAGCUGCUUCCAUGUGGUGAAUCCCUAUAAAGUUGGACACUAUAUAAUCCACCCAGAGUUCCUGUCAGAAGCAAUGAAGUACUAAAAUCACCAUGUGUUUUUUUUACUUAAUUUAUCUUUAACGGAUUUCAAAUUUAUUAAUAAUAAGUUAUGAGAUCAUUUCAUUGUGUUCUGGCUUAUUUAAGUGACUAUAGAAUUUGUAAUUGCAAAUGACCAAAAUAUGGAUGUUUUAAAUAAAAAUGUAUUCGA